AUGUCUUUGCCAACUUCAGGAUUCGUCUCGUCGAGGAGACUGCGAGCACCCUCAGUCGGAUCUCACUCGAGUCCCAGGUUAAUUCCAGGAUCUCUCGAUGCUGGCGAUGGAGGCUCGGAUGGUGGCAUGAACUAUGGUUCGUUCCGGGGAAGACCAGAGAUGUACACUUCUGGAAUCAAUUCUUCCAUGACUUCGGAUUACAGGGAACCAACAAGGUCCUCGGUACAUCUCUCCUACCGCGGAAUGCCUCCAGCACAUGUCGAUAAUACAUUCACUGCUCGAAGUGUCCGAGAAGAUACAGCCGAACUUGCAUCAUACGCACUCUCAGAUCGAGCCUCUGUAAUAAGUGUUUCCCCACCCCGGCAGCGUACGGCGCAGACGUCCUUGGAAUCGUACUUUGCGCGAGGAGCGGAGGGUGAGAAUUCGCCGUUGAGUAAUCCGGAAGGCCUGCAUCGUCAUAUAAUUGAAGAAGUGUCGGAGCCAGCAUCUCCAGAAGAGAGCAGCCCGUCUUCGUCAGAUCGAGGUCCAGGUACUUCGGUGCUCACGAACAUGUUGAAAAUCUCACCGUCCGAAAACCAACAUGAUGACGAAGGUAACUAUGGAGAGAGCGAAGUUGGGACAGAUGGCAACAGUGGUGUAGAAAGGGACCCCACAGAACGAACUUCUCUACUUGGAAAUAAAGACACGAGAUUCGAACCGCAACAUCCGGAUUGGAUACGGGGAGAGCAGGAUAUCGAGGGGCAGGAAUCUUCAAGGCGGCCAGCCUGGCCGAAGCUGCGCAACGUUGUAUUGUGGCCCCAGGAAAAAGGGGUGGAGAUUGCCCGGACCGUCUUCAACCCGAAAGCCUGGAAUGGGAAGGCGAUUUGGGCGCAUGCUGUCACGGAACCUGCAAAAACCUUACCAGCUGUAGUUCUGGGUCUGUUGCUCAAUAUUUUGGAUGCUCUCGCCUAUGGUAUGAUCCUUUUCCCGCUCGGAAGCCAGAUCUUUGAGAAACUGGGCGCGGCUGGUAUCUCGAUGUUCUAUCUCAGCUGUAUCAUAUCCCAAUUGGUCUACUCGUGUGGAGGCAGUUGCUUCAGGGGCGUGGUUGGGUCUCAAAUGAUCGAGGUCGUCCCCUUCUUUCACAAGAUGGCCUUCUCGAUUCUGGCAACUGUCGGGGAAGAAAAUCCGCAGGCUGUUAUUGCAACGACGAUCACUACAUACGCCAUAAGCUCUUUUGUUACCGGACUCGUCUUCUUCCUCAUGGGCUUCUUCGGCUGUGGAUAUAUCGUCGGUUUCAUACCAAGACAUAUACUCGUCGGUUGCAUUGGUGGCGUGGGCUUCUUCUUGGUAUCCACCGGACUCGAAAUAACUUCACGUCUAAAUGGGAACCUCAACUACGACCUCACGACCCUGAAGAAGCUGACGGAGCCCGACACAUUUGUAUUGUGGAUAAUUCCGUUGAUACUUGCAUUGAUACUCUACAAGUCACAGCCGAUUUUCAACACAAAGAGUUUCCCGAGGUUAUCUAAGUUCUACGUCCCGAUUUACAUCUUAGGUGUCGCAGCCGUCUUCUACUUCUUCGUGAUUUCGAUAGAUCAGUUAGACCCCGAGCACCUUCGGAAGGCCGGCUGGAUAUUUGAGCGUCCAGAGGCAGGAGAACCAUGGUGGUACUUCUACACGCUCUACGACUUCAAAAUCGUGCAUUGGGGAGCUGUUGCCGAGUGCUUCCCGUCCAUGCUUGCUCUCACAUUCUUCGGGGUCUUGCACGUGCCAAUCAACGUCCCAGCUCUCGCUUUCCAGAUCAAAGAAGACAAUCUUAAUCUCGACAGGGAACUGAUCGCUCACGGCGUAUCCAACGUCCUGUCUGGCUUUGCAGGCAGCGUCCAGAAUUACCUAGUGUAUACGAAUACUGUGCUUUUCAUCAGAUCUGGUGGAGACAGCCGACUGGCAGGAAUCAUACUUGCGAUCUGCACAGCUGGAGUUAUGGUGAUCGGCCCAGUUGUCAUUGGCUUCAUACCUACCAUGAUGGUACUCGCGAUUGUAGUCAUUAUGGGGGUGUACGACUUCGUGGCUGGCAUUUGUUUUGGCGUCGCUCUUGCAUUUGUUUCCCAAGUGGUUCAGACGUCGAGAAUUCCAGCGGUACGAGCCACGUAUUCUGGUGAGAUCGCUGGAUCUACCGUUCGCAGAAACCCGACCCAGUAUCGCUACCUUCGAGAAGUGGGGACACAGAUCAAUGUCACAAAGCUGGCUGGCUAUCUGUUCUUUGGUACCAUUGUCAGUGUCGAGGAGCGGAUUCGAGGACUAGUCGAAGACAAGGCAUUCGACGAAAGGCCAAUUCGCUUCUUAAUCUGCGAUCUCGUGCAUGUUACGGGGAUUGACUACUCGGCUGCUGAAGCUUUCAACCGAAUUUUUCGUAUACUGAAUGCUAAGGGAGUCGCGCUACUCCUGAGUGGUGUAGACUGGGAUGAGCCGCUGGGCCAAACCCUCCGGGCCGUGGGACUCGGUGAGGAUGGAGUCGACGUCAAGAUUUUUGAUGAACUCAACUCGGCGCUUGAAAGCUGUGAAAACGAGCUGCUCAAAACUUUCUACGCCAGCACAGCGGCCCGCGUAAGAUCUAACGACACAGCCUCUUCCUUCCUCGACGUUCCUGGUCGUCCACGAAGCCCCUCUCAUAUAAUCGAUGCCCAAUUCAGCUCGCCACGAGGUAAUCACCUUCGCCGCGUGGCCACUACCACCCUAGAUGACAACCCGGGCGAAUCAAGAUACUUGAAUUUCAAGGAACCGCUUCGCUUGAUCCUCCGGACCUUCCAUGGUUUGACAGAAAUGAACGAAGACUUCUGGUUCCAGAUCCUCCCCUUCUUCGUCAGGAAAGAAUACCGUGCUGGCGAGGUCCUUUAUCACCGUGGCGAAGAAGCAACAGGCUUCUACCUCCUCGAAGACGGCAUCCUCCGCGCCGACUACGAACUUCCUCAGGGUCGUUAUUUUGAAAGCAUAGUAGCAGGCACCACGUGCGGCGAACUCCCCUUCUUCUCCGAAACUGACCGUACUGCAACGGUGCAAGCUGAGCGUGACUGCGUGACUUGGCUGUUGGAUAGGGAGAAUUGGGUGAAGCUGCAGAAGUCUGAACCGGCUGUUGCACAGGAGUUGCUGAGGAUCUCGCUAAAGCUUACGAGCGAGCGAAUGAGUGCUAUCACUAGCUAUGUGCUGACUACUGCUGGUUGA
This is a messenger RNA of Drepanopeziza brunnea f. sp. 'multigermtubi' MB_m1, 3201 nucleotides long. NCBI's taxonomy places the organism in Eukaryota, Fungi, Ascomycota, Leotiomycetes, Helotiales, Drepanopezizaceae. The record is from RefSeq and is a predicted model, not a curated record.